AUGUUGUCAUCGACAAUCUUGCAGGAAUCUCAAUUAUCAAUCACUUAUCGUUAUGUGACUAAAAACGAACAAGAAAAAUCACUUAAACUUUGGCAAACAGUAUUUGAACCAAAAAGUGAUGGAUAUUUUGAGCGAUACUUUUUGUCCACAGCUUCACCUCAUUAUCAAGAAGGAGACACAUUGGGAGCUUGGUUUGAUGAUAAUAUAUUAGUCAGUGUUGUGCACAUACGACGAAUGAUUUUGAGAUCAGUCAACAAUGAAACAUUUCUGUGUGGUGUUAUUUCCAAUGUGGCCACUUUAGCAGAAUUCAGAAAUCAAGGUUUAUCGCGACAACUUCUUACACAAGCAAUUAAGAAGAUGGAACAAGAAGCGUUCGAUAUAUCAAUAUUAGGAACUGGACGCUCCAAUCAUUAUUUAUCAUUAGGCUGGCAACCUCUUACAAUUCGAACAUCGUAUGUUAUUAAUAUACCUGAAAAGAUAUUUUCUUGCAAUUAUGAUAUGUCAUGGAUAUCGGCAUCAUCUCUCUCAUUUUAUGAUCAACUACUCGAACUUUAUACUGCUCAUCCACGUUCUUACCAGUUUGAUCGAGAUUCUUCUUUAAUGUUCGAACAUUGGAUCGGUUGGCAUUGGAAAGAAGAUUUCGCUUUUAUCUGUAUGUUACAGAAUAAAAAAGGAUAUAUAGUAAUCAGUCAACCAGAUGGUAAACAAUACAACGUAUCUAUAUCAGAAUUUCGAGCACUUGAUAUAGAUUCGGAGAUAACUUUACUUAAUAUGGCUGCCGAAGAAAUUCGUCGUCGAUAUGGUCACAAAAACUUUCUUCUUCACACACUUCCUCAAUAUACAACGUUGAAGUCACUGGAAUGGGACAAUAAUGAUUUGAUUUAUGAGCAAAAUCAAGAUAUUAUGAUUCGAAAUAUUCGAUUAACAGAUGAUUUAUUUCAGAAAAUCAAAGCGGGUUUUGAAACAGAAGAUGGAAAAGCUACAAUAUGGCCAGGAGAAUACUUUUGA
Molecule: messenger RNA, 1008 nt
Organism: Rotaria sp. Silwood1
Lineage: Eukaryota; Metazoa; Rotifera; Eurotatoria; Philodinida; Philodinidae
Source: the annotation of a GenBank genome assembly